UUAAAUAGGAAUUUUUUCCUUUCCUCCAGCCUUCUUUUUUUCCCUUGACAUCCAAAAAACAGAGGGUGAUCAAGUUCUGAUCCAAAAUUGUCAAAAAAUGGCAUCAAGGAAGGAACUGACUAGUGACCAACGAUUUAGCCAUGUUACAAAGGACCCUAGAUUUUGGGAAAUGCCAGAAAAAGACCGCAAAAUCAAGAUUGAUAAAAGAUUUCGGGCUAUGUUUCAUGACAAGAAGUUUAAGUUGAAAUAUACUAUUGAUAAAAGAGGCCGUCCUAUUAACCACAGCUCUACUGAGGAUCUGAAACGCUUUUAUGAGCUUUCAGAUUCAGACUCUGAUCUUUCAGGAGUUGACACUGAAGUGUUUGCUGGAAAGAAAAUGAAGAAGAAGAAGAAGAAAAAGUCAAAAUGUAAAGGAGUAGCAGCCUCUGGGAAACUGUGUGUAAAACCUACUGAAGGAGAAAGCAAAAUAGUUCAUGAGGAAAUGGGUCACAAAUGUGGAGCUCCAUCAAAAUCUGAUGACUCUGAAAAUGGACAGAAAAGUUUCACUAUGAUUACCAGCUUGUGUAGCUCAAAGUUGAAAAAAGACUGUAAGAAUAUUAAUGUAGAAAUUGGUCCUACACCGAAUGAUAAAGAACUUGUAUGGAAAGGGGAAAACCAACAAACUGUGGUGAGGUCAGAUUUAUCUCCAAGCAAACAGGAGACUUCAAAAGCAAGUAGUAUGAAAUCAGUCAGGAGUCCCGGAACAACGUUUUCUUUGGAGGAAAGGAAAACUGAAUCAGAAUCUAAAGCUGAUGCAGAAACAGGAGAGGAAGAAGAGUCAGGAGAUGAAGCAGAAACAGGAGAGGAAGAUAGUGAUGAUUCAGAAGAAGAUGACAGUGGGCCUGAUCUGGCUAGGGGGAAAGGAAAUAUUGAAACCAGCUCUGAAGAGGAAGAAGAAGAUGAUAUGUCUGAAAUAUUUCCAAAGGAGCCAGAGAUCGAGCAUUCCUGGAGAGAAUUGGAUAUGGAUGCUCCUCGUACAGCUGAGAUCACAAGUAGAUUGGCAGUUUGCAAUAUGGACUGGGAUAGGCUAAAGGCUAAAGACCUACUGGCUCUGUUUAAUUCUUUCAUACCUAAAGGAGGUGUUAUAUUUUCUGUAAAGAUUUAUCCUUCAGAGUUUGGAAAGAAGAGAUUGAAAGAGGAGGAGCAGCAAGGGCCUGUAGAACUAUUAAGUAUUCCAGAGGAUGCAGCAGAGAAAGAUUGGAUUUGCAGAGAAAAAUUGAGGGAUUAUCAGUUCAAACGACUGAAAUACUUCUAUGCAGUGGUAGAAUGUGAUUCUCCUGAAACAGCCAAUAAAAUUUAUGAGGAGUGUGAUGGUCUGGAAUUUGAAAGUAGCUGUUCUUUUGUAGAUCUCAGAUUUAUUCCAGAUGGUAUUGUAUUUGAUGAUGAGCCAAAGGACGUAGCCUCAGAAGUGGAUGGAGCUGCAUAUAAACCAAAGUACUUCACAUCUGCUGCUAUGGGAACAUCAAAGGUAGAUAUCACAUGGGAUGAGACAGAUCAUGAAAGAGUAGCUUCGCUACAAAGAAAUUUUAAUAAAGAUGAGCUUCUUGACAUGGAUUUUCAAGCUUAUUUGGCUUCAUCUAGUGAAGAGGAGGAAGAGGAAGAGCAACAAGGUGGUGAUAUAGCUCAUGAAACAGAAAAUGAUAAACCCAAGAAAAGCCAGAAGGAUGAUGAAGAGCAAAUUGCCAGAUACAGAGAACUCUUGCAGAGUAUCCAAGAAAAAGAGAAGAAAUGGGAAGAAAAUGAUGUGGAAAUGGAGAUUAAAUGGGUUCCAGGACUGAAAGAAACUGCUGAAGAGUUGGUCAAAAGCAAGUUAGAAGGAAAAGAUAAAUUAACUCCAUGGGAACAAUUUUUAGAAAAAAAGAAAGAGAAAAGAAAAUUGAAGAAGAAAAUCAAGACCACUGCCAAGGAAGAAUUGAGUGAAGAUGAAUUUCCAUCUGAUGUUGAUGUUCCAUUCUUUGCUGAGGAACUUGGGAAAACAGGUUUAAAGAAGAUNUCAAAGAAAUCCAAGAGAGAAGAAAGUGCCCCAGAAAAAGAAGCAGAGACAGAAAAACACAAGGCUGAAAUGGCAUUGCUUCUGAUGGACGAUGAGGAUGAUGACAGAAAACAUUUUAACUAUGAGAAGAUUGUAGAACAACAGAACCUGAGCAAGAAGAAAAAGAAACUACUAAUGAAAAGGAAGGAGUUGUUAGAAGAUGACUUUCAGGUGAAUGUUGCUGAUACAAGGUUCCAAGCACUCUAUACUUCCCACUUGUUUAAUUUGGAUCCUUCUGAUCCAAACUUCAAAAAGACAAAAGCAGUGGAAAAAAUUUUGGAGGAGAAAGCUCGCAGAAGAGAACAAAAGGAGCAGAGUCUUACAAAAGCAAAGGAGAUACAGGAGAAUGAAAUUGGAAAGAAGGGAAACCUCACUAAGAAAUCUGUAGAUCCUACUUUAUCAAUGCUAAUAAAAUCUGUCAAAAAUAAAACAGAACAAUUUCAAGCCAGGAAGAAACAAAAAAUAAAAUAAAGUCUAGUUGUUU
Pelodiscus sinensis (Chinese soft-shelled turtle) is the source of this 2555-nucleotide messenger RNA. The record is from RefSeq and is a predicted model, not a curated record. NCBI's taxonomy places the organism in Eukaryota, Metazoa, Chordata, Testudines, Trionychidae.